Molecule: messenger RNA, 3042 nt
Organism: Homalodisca vitripennis (glassy-winged sharpshooter)
Lineage: Eukaryota; Metazoa; Arthropoda; Insecta; Hemiptera; Cicadellidae
Exons: 5
Coding region: 1-3042 (1013 amino acids)
Source: RefSeq, a predicted model, not a curated record
AUGUAUCUGACACAAAAUGAUGACGUUGUCAGUUCCAUGAUGGACAUCGGAGAUGCUGCGGAUGUAGAAGUCCACGAAAAUAACAUCUCUAUAGCACAUAAGGUACCGUCGUUCCACAAAGACCACACUCCGUCGUUCGGCAGCCGGUCAACCACAAGGUCACCAAGGCUGCCGGACUUCACCGGCCACCUGGUCAUUGGGGAAGCUGCGCCUCAACCCCUCGCCCAUCACAUCCCUCCGCGAUGGCUACCCAACGGAGAACGCGUACAUCUGAACCCCUAUUGGACAUCGGGCAACCCUACCACAUCACCCUUGGACUACGGACCACGGCCUCCACGCCCCUGUAACUCUUGGUACCAUGGUGGCUGUGUUAGUAUAAGUGACAGAUGCUUAAAAAAACUGACAAAGGAAGAAACAAAUACAUGGACCUGCAAAAUCUGCAACAACACUGCCAAAACCACCACAAUCGGAGAUACAGACAAGAAGGAAUUACCAGAAGAAGAACGCUACCAAGGCAGUGGCGAAGCACAAAUCCAGUGCUUUAAACUACCAAAAAAACAGAGCACCCCCAAAAGCUCAAUGCACGAUAAGUCUAGUCCCAUUCUUAAUGACCUACAAUCACAACGUUAUACAGGUGAAGACAGCCAAAACCAGUCACUGGAUGAGCUCACGCAACGCCUACUGGAAAAUGAUCCAUCCGAAAGAGACGACAGUUUAGCACUUGCUGCUAAGAUAGGUGCAGCAUUACUAGAAGAAAAUCAGGCCCUAAAAACUGAAAACUCUAAACUGAUCACCAGAAUGAAAAGUCUAGAAGCUCAGGCAGAGGAACACGAGCAAAGUGAGGCCAAACCUCCAGACAGCAAUCUGGAGACAUCCAUGGACCUGCUGUCAUCUGAACUUGAUAAAACCAUCUCUGCCAACGACCUGAUUCUGGUAAUGGGAGACAUCAAUAUAGAUAACUUGAUUCAAGACAACAAGAAAAUCAAAUUUGAGGAGAUGCUCUAUAGCCAUGGACUGGCCAGACUUCCCCUUCCUCCAACAAGAAUAACCAGCCAUAGCCAAACCUCGAUAGACUGCAUCUGUACAAACACUAGAGAAUCUGUAGUGUCCACUGAAGUUCUCAAAACUGGCCUAUCAGACCAUACUGCCCAGAUAUGCACAAUCUCAACAGAAAUGGAAAGGUACUUAACAACUCAGUCCAAAAGAAGACACUUCAGUGAAAAAGCAAUAGAAGAACUGAGACGUAGCCUACAGGAACAAGACUGGUCACACAUCAUACAGGCGGAGAGUGUUGAAACUGCUUACAAUGCAUUUAAUGGAAUCAUUCACUCAACAAUAAACGCAACAUGCCCUCUGAAGACAGUCAAACACAAAAGAAACCCCACCAAAAAUAUAUGGGAUGCCGAAAGCCAGACUCUAAAAAGGUCCUACUUAGAGGCACUCAACAGAGAACUCACCACUGGACACCCCGAUGACAAAAGAGAAACAGCUCAAAGAAAAAAAGCCUAUGAUACAAAACUAAAAACCCUUUGGAAACAGCAAAACGCAGAUUUUGUAGAAAGGUCAGAAAACAAGUCAAAGGCCAUGUGGAGGGUAAUAAAUAAUGAAAAAAAAGAAAAAUCAACCAAGAGUCAACUGGAAGAACUGAAAAUAGGAGAAGAACUCAUACACUCGCCAACAAACAUUGCCAAUCAUCUAAACAACUUCUUCGUUACAAUAGCCGACAAAACUCUCUCCCAAAACCUAAAUGGAAAACCUCCAACACCCAUAACUGGACCAAACAGACAACCUCAGAUACCACUACUAACUUUCGCAGGAACAAACGAACAAGAAAUUGGAAAAAUUAUUGACACUCUAAAAUCUAAAACUUCUGCCGGAGAGGACGAGAUGUCAUCAAAAAUAAUCAAAAAAUGCAAAAAAGAAAUUAUCACACCACUCACAGAUAUAAUAAACAAAUCACUUACCCAAGGAACAUUCCCUAGCCAACUAAAACUAGCAAAAGUCUACCCGAAGUACAAAGGGGGCCCAACAAAUGAACCAAGCAGCUAUCGGCCCAUAUCCCUCAUUUCAACAUUCUCAAAAAUUUUAGAGCGGAAAAUUAAGUCCGAACAGCUUCUGGUGAAUAGAGGAGUGCCUCAGGGCUCAGUUCUCGGCCCCGUCUUAUAUAUAUUACUAACCAACGACUUCCCAAGUUAUCUUGAGAACUACUGUGAAAUGGUUAUGUACGCUGAUGAUACAGCCUUGAUUGUAGCAAGCAAGAACAAAGACCAGCUAGAUGUUGACUCGUACGUCACUUUUAAUAUGGCGAAACAAUAUUGCCUCUAUAAUGACUUGGUUCUAAAUGCCUCCAAAACACAACAGAUAAUCAACACGCCCAGGCAAAACUACCAUGAAGGCCUUCCAGAAGUAAACACAAUAGACUCAGGAAAAUAUCUCGGCAUAAUCAUAGACCAAAAUCUAUCCUGGGAACCCCAUGUGAAUAAACUCUGCAAUAAACUAAGUAGUAGCCUCUAUGUAGUAAGAAGAAUAAAACAAAUUACCAACCCUCAAGUAGCCAUGACAGCGUACUACUCGCUAUUUGAGUCUCACAUGAGAUAUGGUCUGAUAGCCUGGGGAGGGACAACAGCCACAAACCUCCACAGAGUGCUUGUCAUCCAGAAAAGAGCAGUCAGAACUUUGAAAGGCCUUGAACCACUGGACACAUGCCGAGCAGCCUUCAAGGAACUGGGAAUCCUGACCCUCAUAGGACUCUACAUUCAGGAAACAAUCCUAUACGCAAUCAAGACAGGCCAAACAAGAACAGGAGACAGACACCCCUAUCACACCAGACACGGAAGAAACUUCCUACUUGACCAGCACCACCUGAGCCUGACUGAGAAAAAACCAUCCUACAGAGGAGCUUUAUUCUUCAACACACUGCCCGACAGCUUAAGAAGGCUUCCAGAAAAGGAACUCAUCCCCCCACUAAAAACCUGGUUUCUGCAACGUCCAUUCUACACUAUACAAGAAUUUCUGCAGUGGAGGACUGGAACCCAUAGCUAA